AUGCACUUUCAGGGUCUGAUAGUUCUUCUUGUAGGAAUAGUCGGAGUUCUUUGGGCGUCCAAAGAUAGUUCGCGAAUGUCGAUUGCAAUGUUAUCAACAUAUCCACCAACUAAUUGUGGUAUUGCUGAGUUUGCCAAAAACAUGCUACUAUCAAUCCAGGGCGCAGGCAAAGAUGAUAACCUUUCUCUUGAGGUCUUUUCAAUUUCGAAACUCCCUCAUUCCGGGCCCGCGCCUCCAUUUAAUGGCAUUACUGUGCAUCAGUACGAUCUAGAUCGUGAAAACGAAAUCAAAAUACUGAUGGAUAUGGCUCAUGUGAUCAACAAAAAGCGAUUUAAUACCAUCUUAGUCCAGCACGAGUACGGGCUUCUGUUUAAUCAUGAUAAUUACAACAUCUUUUUGAAAUCACUUUCUCCCAAAAUCACCAAACUGGUCUUUAUUCAUACGGGUAUUUCGUUUGCUAAGUCCGACAGAAGACACGCAAUCCAAAACUUAGCGGUCAACGCCGACUACUUAGUUGCACUAGGCUGGCGAGUCAAGCACGCAAUGAUUCAUUUCUAUGGUAUUCCCGAACACAAGAUCCUUUACAUUCCCCAUGGUCUGUUCGCACCAAAGAACCUGAACAAGAAGGCCGAUAGCAAAAAGGUAACCCUGCUAAUGACCGGUUUAAUGAGAGACUCCAAAGGUCUGGAAGAAGUACUUGCUGCACUCAAAAUUCUCAAGGAGCGGAAUAAACUUCACAACAUCCAUCUAGAAAUCGCCGGUAAGGAUUAUAAAGAAGGCGCGUACAAACAAGCAAUUCUAGAUAUGGCCAAAGAGUAUGGUAUUGCCAAGCACGUAACCUGGGACUAUGGCUUCCAUUCACUCAAGAAGUUAGCCCGACUCCACACAAAGGCAGACAUAUACCUUACUCCCUUCCCUGUUGACGUCCCCACCUCCGGAACCAUUAGUUUUGCGAUGGGGUACGGUCUCCCAGUUAUUUCAACGCCCUAUGGCCUUGCCGAAGAACUACUCGGUCUAUCCGACAAACCAUUGAAACUCGUAACCAGCACUGUUAACCCCGCCAGCAAUAGCAGUGGAUUUGUGAAAUACACCAAGUACGGGGCAAUUGUUCCUUACAAAAGCGCUCUAUCCAUCGCCAAUGCCAUUAGUCAUCUAGCUAAGAACCAGAACAUUCGCAAACGAAUGGGAGAGUCAGCUGCCAAGCGAGUAACUCCAUUAUGUUGGGAGAAUGUCGGCCGAGCCAUUGUUGAGUUUGUGAAGACCGGAAGAUCCACCAACAUCUUCCUCCACAAUCCCUUCGAAAGACACAUGUCCCGCACCCCCGGCCAAUGCACUGCCGAUAAGAUCACCACCAUUCGAGGCCAAGAACUUACCGACAUUCCCGAUGGCGGUUACUGUCUCUACAUGGACUCAUACCUCACGAUCAAUGCCCAUAUCAAACGCAACAAAGUUGUUGAGCUAGGUGUCCGCGCUAUUUCCUAUAUUCCAAUUCAGAAAGAGAUCGUCCCACAAGAAUCCUUCCUGUACGCCAAUAUCAAAACUCUUCCUCCAGUCCCCACCCACACUAACAUCACUAAAACCAUUGGUAAAUACAUUCAGUACAUCUCUCUCAACAACGAAGAGAGCAAUACACCAGAUCAAACACAAGACCUAGACGAAUCAGCAGUUAUCAUUCCCUAUAAGAAUCAUGCUAUUGUAAAUACCCCAAACCUCGUCUUCUCAGUCGAAGCUUCCAAUAAGGAAAUUUGUCUCUACUUCUACCGCAUGUCUCGAUUUGCGGCCGCCCGAGGUCUCCUCGGCAGUGAUGCCCACACAAGAUACGCCGAAUUCCACCAAGAUCCCAGCCCAGCCCCCAAAACAUGGCGUCUCCGAAACUGGUCCAUGAAUAUCUUCAACGCCACCCACAAUCCCAUCAAAAAGUCCUGGAUGCGCGGUCAGCUCUACGGCCUCCCAGCGACUACCAAACGAAACCUCGCCGACGAAAUGCCCGAAUCAGUUGUUACCUUUGAAACCACUAAUGACAAAAUCCUCCAAGACUCCAAAUUCGGCGCCCUAACUCGCCAAAAACUCAUUGACUACUGGAGCAACCCCAGGAUCCAUAUUUCCAUCAAAGACUUCAACAGUACCGAGCCCCUUACCCAAGGCAAAACCACACUUGAGAACUACAUCAUCACCUGCCUCGCCAACGAAGGUUCUACCCCAUCCAAGUAA
This is a messenger RNA of Nematocida homosporus, 2211 nucleotides long. RefSeq lists its product as uncharacterized. The record is from RefSeq and is a predicted model, not a curated record. The transcript has a single exon. Gene Ontology annotation, biological process: lipopolysaccharide biosynthetic process. Gene Ontology annotation, molecular function: glycosyltransferase activity. NCBI's taxonomy places the organism in Eukaryota, Fungi, Microsporidia. The coding region runs from base 1 to 2211 and encodes 736 amino acids.